This is a messenger RNA of Dromaius novaehollandiae (emu), 8451 nucleotides long. It is a transcript of the gene ECPAS, whose product is annotated as Ecm29 proteasome adaptor and scaffold. Gene Ontology annotation, biological process: proteasome assembly. Gene Ontology annotation, cellular component: nucleus; cytoplasm. The transcript has 49 exons. Lineage: Eukaryota; Metazoa; Chordata; Aves; Casuariiformes; Dromaiidae. Gene Ontology annotation, molecular function: molecular adaptor activity. Bases 151 to 5688 code for a protein of 1845 amino acids. The record is from RefSeq and is a predicted model, not a curated record.
CGCGCAGCACACCCCGUGGGCCGUGCGGCGCUGAGGCUGCUAGGAGCACCUACCGCAGAUAGGGGGAGAAACUCAGCCGCCCUCGGCUCGCUGACCCAUUUUCCUCCUCCUCCCCUUUUGUGAGAGCCGCAGACAAGUGCCCGGGCCGUCAUGGAGGUCAGCAUGGACUCGGAUCAACUUGAACGUGUGUUCUUGCGCCUUGGCCAUGCAGAAACAGAUGAGCAGUUACAGAACAUUAUUUCCAAAUUCCUACCCCCUGUUCUCCUCAAGCUGUCCAGCACACAGGAAGGAGUUCGUAAGAAGGUUAUGGAGCUGCUGGUUCAUCUAAACAAGCGCAUCAAAAGUCGUCCAAAAAUCCAGCUUCCAGUAGAGACGCUACUGGUUCAGUAUCAAGAUCCUUCUGCGGUGUCUUUUGUCACUAAUUUUACCAUAAUUUAUGUUAAGAUGGGAUACCCCCGUUUGCCUGUGGAAAAACAAUGUGAAUUGGCUCCAACUCUCCUCACUGCAAUGGAAGGGAAACCUCAACCUCAGCAAGAUAGCCUAAUGCAUCUUCUAAUACCAACCCUUUUUCACAUGAAAUAUCCCGUUGAACCACUGAAAGCAGCAGCUUCUCCGUUUAAUCUUGCUGAAAAACCAAAGACUGUACAGCUGCUUUUGGACUUUAUGUUGGAUGUCCUUCUUAUGCCUUAUGGGUAUGUAUUGAAUGAAUCUCAGACUCGACAAAACAUGCCCUCAGCACAGGGCUCUUCAUCCAGUAGUAGCAUGGGAGGUCCUGGAAUCCCUCAGCCUCCUCCAGGGAUGAGCUUUUAUGCAGCUAAAAGGAUAGUUGGAGAUAGCCCAUGGACACCAGAACAGCUGGAACAGUGUAAGCUGGGGAUCGUGAAGUUCAUUGAAGCUGAGCAGGUGCCAGAGCUUGAAGCUGUUGUACAUCUGGUUGUAGCCUCCAGCGAUACAAGACACAGCGUUGCCACUGCAGCAGACCUUGAAUUGAAAAGCAAACAAAGUUUAAUUGACUGGAAUAAUCCUGCUAUCAUCAACAAAAUGUUUAAAGUGUAUCUUGGGGAUAUACCACUGAAAACCAAGGAGGGAACUGUUCCAAAGCCGGAAAUGAAACGAGAAUCGGUCAGCACUCGAGUUAAAUUAAAGAUUGUUCCUCAUCUUCUGCGAUCUAGACAAGCUGCAGAAACAUUCCCAGCUAACAUUCAGGUGGUCUAUGACGGACUCUUUGGUGCAAACACCAAUACAAAACUGAGAAGUCUAUCCUUGCAGUUUGUGCAUCAUAUUUGUAUCAUUUGUCCAGAAAGUAAAAUAAAGCCCUUAGGCCCGAUGCUUUUAAAUGGACUUACAAAGCUGAUCAAUGAAUACAAAGAGGAUUCCAAACUGCUGUCAAUGGCAUAUUCAGCGGUUGGAAAACUUUCCAGCCGAAUGCCUCAGCUCUUUACCAAGGAUAUAGCACUGGUGCAGCAGUUUUUUGAAGCUUUAUGCAAGGAAGACACUGAUACCAGGCUUGCCAUUCAGGAGGCCUUGUCUAUGAUGGUUGGAGCAUAUAGUAACUUGGAAGGAGCCCAGCGUACUCUGAUGGAAGCCCUUGUGGCUUCUUAUCUAAUAAAGCCUGAAGUUCAAGUACGUCAAGUGGCUGUCAAAUUUGCUAGCACAGUAUUCCCUCCAGAUCAUAUCCCUUCCAGAUACUUACUACUGUUAGCUGCUGGAGACCCGCGGGAAGAGGUACAUGGGGAGGCUCAGCGGGUACUGAGAACAUUUCCUGGUAAAAAUGAAAAGGAGAGUGCUGGAAAGCAGAUGCCUUCCUUCCCAGAAAUGGUCCAUUACAUCCAAGAUAAGGCCUCUCAGCGAAUGAAAACUCCAGCUAAAUACAUGACUGGAACUGCAGCCUUGCCUUUCAAUCCUGCCACAUUUGGGGAGAUAGUCCUAUACCUACGGAUGUGUCUUGCUCACAGUGCAGGUGUGGUACCAGCUUCACAGAACUUGGCAGAUAUGCAAGAUCAUGCUCCAGCCAUUGGACGUUACAUAAGAAACCUCAUGUCUGGCGACCACAUAUCCUUCUCUUCCUCCUCCUCCUCAAAAAGUGGAGAAACCAACCCUGUGCAGAUAUAUGUUGGCCUUCUUCAGCAGCUGUUAUCUGGUGUUGGAGGUUUGCCAGUCAUGUAUUGUCUCCUGGAAGUUGUUUCAGUAUAUCCAGAAAAACUAGCUACCAGAUUUAUAGAUAAAAUGGAUUGGAUAAAGAGCUUGAUGAACACAAACAAAGAAGAAAUGCGUGAGCUUGCAGCCUUGUUUUAUUCGGUAGUGUUGUCUACAAUGUCUGGAGAUGAGCUUAGGGCCUCUGUAGAGCAGCUGAUCAAGAUGACAAAAGACAAUCAUAGCCCGGAGGUCCAACAUGGCUCCUUGUUGGCUUUGGGAUUUACAGUAGGAAGGUACUUGGCCAAAAGGAAAAUCAGAACAAUGGAGCUACACGACAUAGAACCGCCCAACACUGCAGUCAUGCCGGAACAAGAACAGCUCAUAAAGUCGACGACAGAGACAAUAGGUUCUUUUUUGGACAGUACCUCGCCCUUCCUUGUGGUAGCUGCUUGCACAGCUCUGGGGGAGAUUGGCAGGAAUGGUCCCUUGCCAAUCCCCAGUGAAGGCACAGGAUUUACAAAGCUGCAACUUGUUGAAAGCUUAUUGGCCCGAAUCCCUUCCAGCAAGGAAACAAAUAAGAUGAAGGAACGAGCAAUACAAACAUUAGGUUACUUUCCAGUGGGAGAUGAAGAUUUUCCCCACCAGAAGCUACUGCUGCAAGGUUUAAUGGAUUCUGUGGAGGCCAAACAAAUAGAACUGCAGUUCACCGUUGGUGAAGCUAUUACCAGUGCUGCUGUGGGAACCAGCUCAGUGGCUGCACGUGAUGCGUGGACAGUCACAGAAGAGGAAUAUAUCCCUCCUCCAGAUUUGAAAGUGAAUGAUGUGGUUCCCUGGGUGCUAGACCUUAUUUUGAACAAGCACAUUAUCAGCCCCAACCCACACAUUAGGCAGGCAGCCUGCAUCUGGCUUCUGUCAAUGGUGAAAAAACUGAGCACACACAAGGCGAUUAAGUCUCAUCUCAAGGAUAUUCAAGGUGCAUUUGUUUCAAUUCUGUCAGAUAGUGAUGAGCUUAGUCAAGAUGUUGCUUCAAAAGGUCUUGGGCUGGUAUAUGAACUAGGAAGUGAACAGGAUCAGCAAGAGCUAGUCACCACACUCGUUGAUAACCUUAUGACUGGGAAAAGAGCCAAACAUGAGGUGACUGGAGAAACUGUGGUGUUUCAGGGUGGCCUGAGCAAAACUCCAGAUGGUCAAGGUCUUUCUACUUACAAGGAGCUUUGUUCACUGGCUAGUGAUCUUAAUCAGCCAGACCUGGUGUACAAAUUCAUGAAUCUGGCCAACCAUCAUGCCAUGUGGAAUUCUCGGAAGGGAGCAGCUUUUGGUUUCAAUGUGAUAGCUACCAAGGCAGGAGAACAACUGGCUCCGUUUUUGCCUCAGCUCCUUCCACGGCUCUACCGUUACCAGUUUGACCCCAACCUUGGUAUUCGACAGGCAAUGACCAGCAUUUGGAACGCCUUGGUCACUGACAAGUCAAUGGUUGAUAAGUAUAUGAAGGAAAUUCUUGAAGACUUGAUCAGUAACCUAACGAGCAAUCUGUGGAGGAUCAGGGAAUCCAGUUGUCUAGCACUGAAUGAUUUACUAAGAGGAAGACCUUUGGAUGACAUUAUAGACAAACUUCCAGAGAUCUGGGAAAUCCUAUUUAGAGUGCAAGAUGACAUUAAGGAGUCUGUGCGAAAAGCAGCAGAACUAUCCCUAAAAACUUUAAGUAAGGUCUGUGUGAAAAUGUGUGAUCAAUCUAAAGGAGCAGCAGGUCAGAAGACUAUAGCUGUAUUGCUCCCUUGCCUCCUAGACAAAGGAAUAGUAAGCACAGUCGCUGAAGUCCGAUCUCUCAGCAUUAACACUCUUGUGAAGAUCAGUAAAAGUGCUGGACCUAUGCUGAAACCUCAUGCACCAAAACUUAUCCCAGCCCUGCUGGAGUCCUUGAGUGUGCUGGAGCCUCAGGUUCUCAAUUACUUGAGUCUUUGUGCAACAGAUCAGGAGAAAACUGCCAUGGAUAGUGCCAGACUUAGUGCUGUAAAGUCAUCUCCCAUGAUGGAAACAAUUAACAUGAGCUUGCAGUACUUGGAUGUGUCCAUCCUGGGUGAGCUGGUUCCUCGGCUCUGCGAACUGAUCAAAAGUGGAGUAGGCCUUGGCACAAAGGGAGGCUGUGCCAGUGUAAUUGUGUCAUUAACUACACAAUGUCCCCAGGACUUAACACCUUAUUCAGGCAAACUUAUGAGUGCUUUGCUCAGUGGCUUGACGGAUCGUAACACUGUGGUACAGAAGUCUUUUGCCUUUGCUAUGGGGCAUCUUGUCCGGACUUCCCGGGACAGUAGCACUGAGAAGCUGCUGCAGAAACUCAGCAGUUGGUACAUGGAGAAGGAAGAGCCAGUUUACAGAACAGGCUGUGCUUUAACUGUACAUGCUAUGGGACGCUACAGCCCAGAUGUGGUGAAGAAUCAUGCCAAACACAUCUUGCCGUUGGCUUUUCUUGGCAUGCACGAGGUCUCCGAUGAAGAGAAAGGAGAGAAAGAGGAUUCUACUUUGUGGACUGAAGUUUGGCAGGAAAAUGUGCCUGGUACUCAGGGUGGUAUCAGAUUGUACAUGCAGGAGUUGAUAGUCAUUACCCAGAAGGCGUUGCAGUCCCAGUCUUGGAAGAUGAAAGCGCAGGGAGCAGCUGCCAUGGCAUCAAUUGCCAAACAGACAGGUUCUCUGGUACCACCGCACCUAGGAAUAGUGCUGUCUGCAUUGCUGCAAGGCCUGCCAGGGAGAACAUGGACUGGAAAGGAGGAGCUGCUAAAGGCCAUUGCCAGUGUCGUCUCUGCAUGCAGUGCAGAGCUGCAAAUGUCUGUGCCUGGCCAGCCCAGUGUCAGUGAGGUUGUUCAGGCUGUCCUGAAAGAGUGUCGGAAAGAGAACCUGAAGUAUAAGAUGGUGGCACUGCGCUGUGCAGCUGGGGUGCUACAGGCAACAAAAGAAGACCGAUUCCAGGAGCUGGCAGAUAUCAUCUUUCCCAUGAUAAAGAAGAACUCUGUUGAGAGCAUGGGCAUGGGUUCACCAAAGCACGAUGAAGAAGAUGAGGACAUGAGGGAGAAGGAAAUGCAGAUGGAGUCCCUCAUCUGUGCCUUCGAGAGUCUGGGUAAAGCCUGGCCAAGGAGCCCAGAGACGCAGCGUUGCUAUCGACAAGAAUUUUGCAAGUUAAUGUGUGAGCAUCUGAAACUUAGUACAUGGAAAGUGCAGCUUGGAGUGUUACAGGCCAUGAAUGCCUACUUUCAAGGGUUAAUGCUGUUUGAUGAGGAGCACUCAGACCCUGUGGCUUUGACAGGAAUACUGUUGGAAACCUGCUCGUCUAUCACCUAUUCUUUAGAAAACAAGAGCUACAUGUCCAUAAGAACAGAAGCUUUGUCUGUGAUACAACUGCUGUUCACCAAACUGAAUGAAGCUAAACAGUGGGAAAGCCUGACACCAGAAAGCAGAGACCACCUCAUUUGUUCGUUAUCUACAAUGGCAUCAGACAGCAGACCUGAGCUACGAGAGAAGGCCUUUAUGUUGAAGAAAACACUUGAAAAUCUUGACUAAAUUGUAAACACAAACUAUAAAGUGCCAUGUAAAACAAACAAAAAAAAAGUGCAGUGGUCUGAAAACCAAGUGGGAAAAUGAAGAUUACUCCGUAGCAUGCAUCAUUCCUGGCCAAAAUAAAAAAUGCCUUAAAUUCUAUUCCCCAUUAAUGUUAUUUUUACUCUUUUAAGCUACUGGUUAGUUAUUGUUAUAUCAGUAAAUACCUCUAAUGAUCUGCCCUAGAAUGCUUGCAAGUGUGCAACGUAAAGAAGUGUUCAGGGCAAGAUGCAUUCUUUUUUUUUCUUUUAAAUAGGCAAAAGAAUGUUACUCAGAUCCCCUUUGUCCCUCAAAGAAAUUGUUGAAAAACCACCAGCGCUGGAAGUGAAAGGCAUAUUUGAUUUUUCACUUUGUUGUUUGGGGAUAUCUAUUACUUGCUGUCUAAAUACUCAAUCUUUCUGACUCUACAACAGAAUUAGUCUGUGUUACAUGUAAAAAGUGAAAGCUGCCUCUGCUGAUGUCUGUGUUUUUAAAAAAAAAAAUUCCUGGGGCUUUGCAGAGGCCAGGUGUCAGUGGAAGGAUCCGCCUCUCCUUGUCCUGUCUGCUCCUCCCUUGCAGCCUGUCUGCCCUUGGGUUAUGAAAGGCAGAGUACUGUUAACUUCUCUCCUUCCUCUUUCUCUGACCUCAAAAUGGAUUAACCGAGACUAUGCCUCCCCAGCUAGCACUCUCAGCCUCCCAGUCUUUAAAUGAGAAUGUUUUUUCCUCAAAGGAUGCACAAGAGAGCACUUUACUGAGCUGUGUGGGACAAGUGGUUUGGGUCUGGUUGGAGCCCAGGUAGAACACUGCUCUUCUCAAAAUUGUUUUGCAUGGACACUCCUCAGCUUCAGGAAAAAAAAAAAAAUUAAAAACAGUCUUUUCUAGAUAUGUUUUUGAAGAGUGUUCAGAGUUUGCAAUGAUACUUUUUUUUAAUAGUAGUAAUCUUUCUUUUUUUUCCUCCUCUUCAUGUUUGUCACCCUGUUCUUGCUUUGGAAGCCUGUAAUGAUUAGACUUGUCAGUGUUUGUAACAAACUGAAUGAUCUGUCAUUUCACAGCAGCCCAACUCAUGCUGGUUUCUAGCAAAUACUUUUUAAUUUGCACUUAAGAAGAAAGAAUAUAUCUGCAUUAACUUGGAGUAAAAUUUCUAUAUGAUGAAAUGGCCAGGCUUCCUGUCCCCUUUGCCCUUCCUCAGGCAAAAGACAAGACCUGACCGCUAUAACAACAGACUUUUAGUAGUGUAAAGUUACCACUGUACCGUAAUCUGACCCAUAUGUGUACAGCUUUUUUGGAGGUGAAUGUUUUGCUGAUGGUGAAAUAAAAUCUUUAGUGUUGACAAUAUUAUGUCCAUGGCUUUCAGCAGAAAAAGGUUUGUUUUUCUUAUGUCUCUAGUUCCUCUCAGAUUUGAUCUGUUAGGCAGAAUUAUUCAGAUAGUGUUACCUUUCCUCCAUGCCUGUUCAGAAUUAGGUAUACAGUACCUACUUUUCCCUCAGACGCCAUUUCCCUUUCAAUGUUUCUAGUACUGUAACUAUUUAGUUGUCUGAUUUUAUCCAUGGAAGGGACGAAUGUAAUUUGUGCACACCUGGUAAGAAAAUUUCAGCAAAAAUGGGAAAAUGUGUCCCACUGUGGCGCUUCUGUAGCAGAAAGCUCAGCAUCAUAUACCAGAUAUAAUGCAUCAUGUACUAGAAGUGGUCAGUGAGCAACUCCUUGGUGCUGAGAGCUGGUGCUAUAAUAUUUUGAUUUACACCUUGUUGCAGGGAGCUGUUUUUUGUUUACAUGCAGUUUGAACUGUUAAGCACAGUUGUAAAUUUUAAAAUCUUACUGGGAAAAAUCACUUUAUGGUAUCUUUAAAAUCUUGGUCAUCAUGACAUGUAGUGUCAUGAGCGCUCAAUUUUGUAUUAGAUCAAUAUUACCAGUGAUGCUUUGCUGUAGCAGUUUCUGUCUGACUUGUUUUUUGUUUUUUGGUAUUGGUCAGCAUUACAGUUACAGAAAAGCGAGACUCUCCAAGUCUCUGGUAAUUUGAUUUUUCACUGUGGACUGGAGUAUACAGAGGCAAUGCCUGAUAUGGUCAAAUGACUAUGAAUAGAGUAACUCUAAUAGUGGUCAAUAGCAACUUGUAUUUCUCUACUGGGGAUUUAAACUAUAUCAAAGAGCAUGUUCUAGGAAACCUAAAAACCGCUGAAUUAACAACUCUGCCUGAGAUUGUUAGGAAGGUUGGCGAUGGUAUAAUAGGUUUCUCUCUGAAUCACAAAGCAAUAUGUUUUUUUGUGAUUACAGGAUAGAUUCAGGGAUCCUUUCUGAAGGAUGUGCCUAUACACAAAACCUACCUGCACAAGAGUUGAUUCAGCCAGAGGUCUGAUUUCUACCCCCUCUCAUUUUUAAACUUGACAGGAUUUAAAAAAAAAAAAAAAAAAAAAAAGGAUCGUGGCCUUCCUAGAGUUUUUCCUCUAAAAGUGAUUGCACUAUGUAAAACAUACUGUACUACUUUGCCCAGUGUGGGCAUUUCAUGUGCUGCUGCAAUGCUGCUUUGUACACCUGGAGUGAGGUGUGCAGAUUUGACACUAGCACUCCUUCUAACCUACAAGCUGUUGCUUAAAUGGAUGUAUAUUGAGAAAAGUUUUCUAAUGUUGCAAGAUCUCCAUCAAUUUCACUGCAAUCUGUACUUGGCUGUUGAAGUAUGUAAAUGGACUGAUUGAAAGAAAACCCUCCUGCUUACCAAAAAGGUAAAACUUAAAUAAAGAUGCAUGACCUGUU